Messenger RNA from Aplysia californica (California sea hare), 1209 nucleotides. RefSeq lists its product as uncharacterized. Lineage: Eukaryota; Metazoa; Mollusca; Gastropoda; Aplysiida; Aplysiidae. The record is from RefSeq and is a predicted model, not a curated record.
GAGCAAACGAGAGCUCUCUCACAUCGUCUGCUUGAGUAAGGGGAAGCAACCCACAACGUCUGCUGUGACAGAAAUAUUCAUUCACGCUCUCGCGUCUGUCUGAGGUCUAAAUUGAAGGGUGUGACGACAAAACAGAGCUCAACUGUUCUACGUCGUAUCAACUAUAUUUCACUUCGAUUUUCUUGAUUGUCGUCGAUUUUAGUACACUAAAAUUGUACUGACAAUUCAAGUCAAGACGAAUUUAUCGAUAUCCAACAAAUGGUUUGUGAUGAUGCAAGAUCGGGAAUUUCGUAAGACGAAAAUCUAACUAUUGUAGCAUUGAUUUGUGUUGUGAAUUUCACGAUGGCUUGUGCACACCGGCAUUCGAGUUAUGGAUUUACUGAGGCGCUGCGCUCCCGGGGGUUCGGGUAGUGUACAAGACGUGCGUGUUUCGCUUACUGUUGUGGAUCUUACUCUACGCGCUACAAAUUUGUUGGUAAAGGCUUAGCGUCUUUCGGCCAUAACCACUUAGCUACGGUCACGUCAUCGAGGAUUGGCGGAAAUUGCCGAAAGACUGAGACGGCACGCGUCAUCCAACAGACAGUCGAGAGGUUCGUGGACAGUACAGGAAGUUGUACACUCUUGCACACAAGUGCAAGGAAUGUAAUGGUGACGUUCCUAGAGGACAAGACACUUUAUGAGGGGCACAGAAGACACCGAGCGGUAUUUGAUAUACAAUCCGGCCUCUGCUAACUUAGUAUUCUGCUAACCGCAGAGCAGUGUGAAUCAACCAAUACGAAUUUUAAUCUUGAGCAGAUAUUCAUUUCAGCUCUUUCUACAGAGAUAAAAGUGAAUUAAUUAUAUCUACAAGGAAAAAAAGAGAUAAUAAAAAGAUAGAAUUCAACAAAUAUAAAGUUCAUACCAUCGCGCCGGAGUUAUUUUCUUGUUUGGCGGAUUUCAAAGCUUGUGUCUCUAUUGCUCUGAAAUACAUUUCUCCUGCCAAGAACAGAUAGCCUUCAAGAUUGUGGACAAAGAACUUGGUAAUUGAGUGCACGUCAAGGCAGAAUCUUCGGAGUGAAUUACGUUGUCUUUCAAGCUCGAUACCAACGUAGAAACACACAGUCCAAAGUCAGCUAUUCGCGCGUGCUUUAUCCGCCUGUGGAGUAAAUGAAAUGAGUUCUCAUGUUCUGUUUGGAUUAAUGGUGCUCAGUGUGUGUGGAUCGAUACCAG